This is a messenger RNA of Trichomonas vaginalis G3, 819 nucleotides long. Its product is annotated as RNA polymerase II transcription regulator recruiting protein. Lineage: Eukaryota; Parabasalia; Trichomonadida; Trichomonadidae. The coding region runs from base 1 to 819 and encodes 272 amino acids. Gene Ontology annotation, biological process: regulation of DNA-templated transcription. The transcript has a single exon. Gene Ontology annotation, molecular function: DNA-binding transcription factor activity, RNA polymerase II-specific; RNA polymerase II cis-regulatory region sequence-specific DNA binding. The record is from RefSeq and is a predicted model, not a curated record. Gene Ontology annotation, cellular component: nucleus.
AUGGAUGUUACAGCUCUGGCGCCCACAAGAGCGCGUCGUCAAACAGUCCACCUUACAACUAAUGCCACAUGGACUAAAGAAGAAGAUGACCUUCUAACUCAAAUCGCUUCAUCAUCAGAGAAUAUUGCUUGGAGCGUUGUUGCAAAACUAUUCCCAAAUAAGACUGCGCCUCAAUUAGCAGGUAGAUGGGAGAAAGUACUUGAUCCUCAUUUGAUAAAAGGAUCAUGGACUCGAGAAGAAGAUGAAAUUAUUAUUGAUUUUGUAGCAAAGAAUGGAGAUAAAGAUUGGGCAAAACUUGCACUUCUUCUCAAAGGUAGAACUGGUAAACAAUGCCGUGAGAGAUUCAAAAACCACCUCGAUCCUAACGUAGCAAAGAAUUCUUGGACUGAAGAAGAAGAUAACAAACUCAUUGAACUUCACGCCAAAUUCGGCAACUCAUGGACAAAGAUUUCGCACUACUUCGAAGGAAGAACAGAUAACUGCAUCAAGAAUAGAUGGAACAGUACUCUUAAGAAACGCCUUGAAAGAAUAGAAAAAGGUGAACCUCUAGUCAUGAAACGCGGUCGUAAACCUAAGAAUGUCAAAGUUAAUAUGCCUAAACCAGAUUUAUCCUCGACAUCGUCAACAGGAAACUCUGUUUGCUCAUCACCUUUACGUCCAUUUGAUGGAAAGCGUAUCAUUAUUGAUUUAGUUCCAAUUACAGAUAAUAUUUCUAUUAUUCAAGCACGUUGCGAUAGUAAUAAAUCGCCAAAACCAUUAAAUAGUCUUGAAGAGAAUAGGAAAGGUCUUUUAGCGCUUAUUGGAGCUACUACUAAUUAA